Messenger RNA from Arachis duranensis, 716 nucleotides. RefSeq lists its product as uncharacterized. Bases 203 to 556 code for a protein of 117 amino acids. NCBI's taxonomy places the organism in Eukaryota, Viridiplantae, Streptophyta, Magnoliopsida, Fabales, Fabaceae. The record is from RefSeq and is a predicted model, not a curated record. Gene Ontology annotation, cellular component: endomembrane system. The transcript has 3 exons.
AGGAGCGGUCUUUACUCAUCUUUUGUGUGUCUCUCGGAACAAAUAAGUAAAAUCUCGCAUCCCUCUAACUUCACCUCAUAGCUUGCUUCACUUUUCCCUCCGGCGGCGGCGGUGGCGGCGGCUGAACUCUCUCCGACCAAUCGGCAAAGCACCGCCUCGGAUUGUUUUGUGUCACAUAACUUAGGAGCAAAGAACUCAGGAAAUGGCAACUAGGCGCAAUGUCCGCUACACAUCUCUUCCUACAGAUGAGGAUGAUGAUAUUCGUAAUCGGAAUAGACCGUUCGAUCCUCGAUUUGAUUAUACACCAAAAAGUUUGGAAAAAGUUCCCUGGAAAUCCAUUGCUCUAGCUCUCUUUCUGUUAUUCCUUGGGACAGGACUUUUGUUUCUAUCAUACUUCGUCUUCACUGGUCAUAUGGGAGGAGAUCGUUCUCAAGCUUAUGGCCUUUUAGCCCUGGGGUUUCUUAGCUUUCUCCCAGGCUUUUAUGAGACUCGACUUGCGUAUUAUGCAUGGCGAGGUGCCCAAGGAUACCGCUUUUCUGCCAUCCCUGAUUAUUAGAGCAUGACGCCUAUACCUUAUUCUGAGUCAUGAUAAAAUUUGGUUGCUGCUUGUAUGCUUCAAUGGCUUAGAUGGAAUAAAAUUGUAGAGAAAUGUAAUCAUAUAUGUUAUGUAAGUAUUGAAUGAAUUAGCAAAGUUUGGAAAUUUGUUUGAAUCGAAA